AUGCUACCGCUAACUCAGCUGGUAGGCGGUAGCAUCUCAACGACCAGCGACAAAUUAUCUGUGAAUCACGAUAACCGACUGCACAUCCAAGAUAAAAAAACUAGUCGGAUUUUUCUCAUCGAUUCCGGAUCGGUGGGGUCAGUUAUACCUUGCACUCUGUCUCAACGCAAACUAAGCGAUGACAAACUGAAAUUUUAUGCCGCAAACCAGACUACCAUUCGAACCUUCGGAAAUCAGGACCUCGAACUCGACCUGGACCUGGAUCGUUCGUUUAAAUGGUCAUUUGUCAUCGCUGAUGUACAAACCGCAAUUAUUGGCGCUGACUUCCUAUCACAGUUCCAUUUGCUUAUUGACAUCAAGAAACAACGUCUCACCAACGGCACAAGCAUAUCUCUAAUCUCGCAGGAUUUUGUUUCUCCAAAUAUAAACAAAACGCAUCAAGGCAAGGACCGACACACCGAUAACUGCACCCCCGACAACACGAACUCAUCAGAUUCACCUUCAGUUCGCCACUACAUAACAACAACUGGAGUACCCGUAGCAGAUCGACCCAGGCGCCUGAUGGGUUAG
Messenger RNA from Drosophila pseudoobscura, 570 nucleotides. RefSeq lists its product as uncharacterized. Lineage: Eukaryota; Metazoa; Arthropoda; Insecta; Diptera; Drosophilidae. The coding region runs from base 1 to 570 and encodes 189 amino acids. The transcript has a single exon. The record is from RefSeq and is a predicted model, not a curated record.